Molecule: messenger RNA, 897 nt
Organism: Gambusia affinis (western mosquitofish)
Lineage: Eukaryota; Metazoa; Chordata; Actinopteri; Cyprinodontiformes; Poeciliidae
Product: charged multivesicular body protein 4b-like
Exons: 5
Coding region: 286-813 (175 amino acids)
Source: RefSeq, a predicted model, not a curated record
UACUGGAGAAUGUUUUCUUCUAAACUCAGAGGUGGUGUGGAAGAAACAUCUACAGCGGCCACGAACCGAGCCUGCUGUCUCCCCAUCUCCUUUCCGACAUUUACCGAACAUUUACCAUCUGAAGAGUUGGCUUGGUGCAUCAGAAACAAUCACAGACAGCUUGAGUUACUAAUUUGCGUCGAAAAGCGUGGGAAGAGAAUAUCGCUGCCAUCUUGGUGCGGAAGAGAGCGGUUAGCAUCCAGGCAGAGGGACGUUACUGGAACAAAAAACUAAUCUGAAUCCAACAUGGACCUCGAUCUCUUGUGUGCCAAGAAACACUGUGGACCAAAUAGAAGAGCUGCUCUGCAUGCUCUGAGAAGGAAGAGGUGGUAUGAGAAACAUCAGCGGUAUGUUGACCAUGCUGUUAAGGCCACAAGAUCUGCUUCCAAAAACAAGGAAAUGACUGAAGUGAGCAACAUGAUAAAGGGCAUCAAACUGGAAGAUGAUAUGACCGAGGCGUCAGGCAACCUCUACAAGUCUGCAAGCCAGGAGUUGGAGCAGGUCGAAUUUGUUGAGGAUGAGCUGCUGGCAGAGCUGGAGAGACUUAAAAAAGCUCUGGAUGAGAGCCUCUUGGAGGCCAGCAGAAAAGAGGAUAAAGUCCAUCCCUCUCCAGUGACGUCCUCGGCUUCACCGUCUCGUCCUGGUGCCAUGGAAGAAGAUGAGGUAGAAAACGAGGUUGAGGAUGGGGCUCAAGACGGGACUGAAGACGAGGACGAGGAUGAUGAUGAAGAGGACUUGGAGUAUCUUCGCCGUUGGGCCAGUGAAUCCUUGUAAUCUCAACAUCAGGCUCAACUGGCCGGCUGUUACAGAUAAGAGGAAAGCACAGGACAGAAUAAACAAACCUCUGUUCAUGCUGUU